GGAGGCCGCGCCUUCUCCGUGACGUCACACCCCACCCCCCCCUCCACACACAAAAUCGAGUGAGGUCGCUGUGGCGUUGCCAGGUCCCGGCGAGCGAGCGAGCUGAGGCGGCUCGCGCAGACCCGGCGGCCCGGCUUCAACAACACCGAGUCCCGAAUCGAGCAGCUUAUCGACGAACGGAGGCAGAUGUCGACACGCGGCGCCAAGAAGAAAGUUCCACGGCAGUCGCGCUCGGCACGGGCGGGCCUGCUCUUCCCGGUGGGACGGAUGCUGCGGUAUCUACGGACAGGCAUUUACCGCAAGCGCAUCGCCAUGGGCGCCCCCAUCUACUUGGCGGCCGUCACGGAGUACCUGGCCGCCGAAGUUCUGGAACUGGCAGGGAACAUUGCACGCGACAGCAUGAAGGCGCGCAUCACCCCACGCCACAUCCACUUGUCCAUGGCCUUGGACGAGGAGCUACAGAAAAUGCUGCGUGGUGUGACCAUUGCGAGCAGCGGGGUGCUGCCCAGAGUCCACCCAGAGCUGCUGACCCACAGACCCUUCCAGAAAGCGAAACCGGUGCUCGUGGCCUCUGCGGAUACACCACCUCCAGCGUCUAAGCCUGCUCGCAAGCCAAGCGCAACUGCGAAAAAGGGUAAAGGCAGGAAAGCCGCAAGUCCUUCAGUAGGCGCAUCAGGAGCUGUCACCGUUCUCUCUUCCAAAACCCUCUUCCUUGGGCAAAAGCUGCAGGUUGUCAAGGCCGACAUUGCCACCUUAAAAUGCGACGCCGUCAUCCAUCCCACGGGCAACAACUUCUACAUGGGUGGACAAGUCGGCAAUGCUCUGGCAAAGAAAGGAGGAAAGGAGCUGGCGGAUGCUGUGCAAAAUCUUCGCAAUAGCAACGGGCCACUGGAUAUUGCUGGAGCUGCCAUGAGCCUCGCACCAGGCCUGGAGGCCGAGAACGUGAUCCACUGCAACAGCCCAUCGUGGGGCACGGACCGGAGCGCGGAGCUCCUGGAGAAGACGGUCAAGAACUGUCUGGCACUGGCUGACGAAAAGAAGCUCGUCACGGUGGCACUGCCCUCUAUUGGCAGUGGCGGAAAUGGCUUUCCGAAACAGACGGCCGCUCAACUUAUACUCAAGGCCAUCUCCAACUACUUCAUCUCCACCAUGGACUCCUCGCUCAAGAACAUCUACUUUGUGCUGUACGACAGUGAGAGCAUUGGCAUUUAUGUGCACGAGAUGGCGAAGUUGGACAGCAGCCAGCUGCAGCAGUGAGGCACGCAUGCACGGAAUUUGCCUAACGUUCGAGGGUGGCGUUAUAUGUAUCCUCGCGUCGCAUUUAAGGGCGUGUUAUAGUGGGUAUACUCAAACGUGGUAUGCCGACUUUGAAAUCUUAGGUUGCACAUUGACUACCACCAAGCACCUUGUUACACACAAUUACGCACCUUCCAAGGUCCGUGAACUACACGCCAUGUCUAAGCUAUCAAAGAGUGGUACCUGGCAAUUCAAAAGAGUUAAAAUAUAUUUUGUAUCCAUUCUUAGACGUGUGGAGAAAUUACACUAUAUGCCUUACAUAAUGCAUACACACCAUUAAAAUUACACUAUUGGUAUCACUACUGCAUUUUUUGUUGCAGUCUACGCUGGGUGGUGCAGUGGUAACACUUGCGCUUCUCAGCAAGAAAGGCCUAGGUUCAAUUCCCGACUUGGACACCUUUGUGUGUGGAGUUUGUAUGCCCUCCUGUUUUGCAUGGGGUUUCCUCUGUGUUUUCUGGUUUCCUCCCAAAGCUAAAAAAUACAAUAAUGUAACUGGUGUUGACAAAACAUCCCAAUGCUGAAUAAUUACCUGUAAUUUACUUGAUUGGGAAAAGGCAUCUAUUGUCCGCCCUAUACUGUCAACAACUUAGCAGAUUCCUGCUGCCUUGAGACUCGGUGAUGUUUUCCUGGGUAAACAAUUGUAGUAAUAAUUAAUGGAAAUGUGCUGAACUGUAGAACAUCACUGUUUUUUUUAUUUAUCCACGUGAUAAGCAUGAUGUACUGCUGCAUGAGUGCUUUGGUGUAAAUGCGGGAUCACACAAACUAAUUUGGUGAGCCCCAUAAACCAACAGUAGGAUGCUUACUGGGCAUUGUGUUAAAAUUACUUAUUUUUACAGUGUGAUUCUGAAGUUAAACGUGUGACUGUUUUCCUGCAAAAUUAUAUAAAAUUUGAAAACGGUUCACACUUGGUUUACAAUCACGAAAUUGAAUUCUAUGAACGGCACUUUUUGCAUUUAACUUCACGAAAGUUAUGCAUAGCCUUACAAGAGAAUGUAUACGAGCACUUGCAUUGCAUCUGAUAUGAAUGUAUUGUAAUCAUGUGUUAAAAAUAUGUCAACAAUAAACAUGAUUAAUCUUUGAA
Petromyzon marinus (sea lamprey) is the source of this 2377-nucleotide messenger RNA. RefSeq names its product core histone macro-H2A.1-like. Lineage: Eukaryota; Metazoa; Chordata; Hyperoartia; Petromyzontiformes; Petromyzontidae. Gene Ontology annotation, molecular function: structural constituent of chromatin; protein heterodimerization activity; DNA binding. Gene Ontology annotation, cellular component: nucleosome. The record is from RefSeq and is a predicted model, not a curated record.